CUCCUCCUCCUAUCUGUUGUUGUUAAAUAGAAGCAGCAGAGCUCGCGGGUCAUUAAAGCAGAUACUGAGGUUUUAUGGUAUAUUUAGUGAUCCUGUACACUAAAACAGUUUUAUUUAAGCUGUAUUAUUUAUCUUAAAGCUGUCAGAAAGCUGUUUUCCAGACAGUAAGUACCAAGGCACGCCCUGAUGCUCUGAAAACAGACAGAUGAUGGACUGCUGCUCUAUGCUGGGCUGGAAGGGGGAUUCUCCUGAAGAUGGAACUGACACUACUCUCAGACUGAUCACUGCUAUCUCUGAUCUUUACCAGGAUCAAACUGAUGAGUUCAGCCUCUCCAAGAACACAGCAGAAAGUCUUUCCUUGCUGGUGAAGAGGGCUGAGAGGCUGCUGAAGAGCCGGGCAGAGACCGGAGACACACAGGCCAGCUUCCUAAUUGGACAGCUCUACUAUGAGGAGGGUCACUAUACAGAGGCUGAGGCCAUAUUUGAUGGCAUUAAGGACAAAGAACCUUGUGCUCUUUACCAGCUGGCUGUGAUGUACUAUGAUGGGCUUGGUACCUCAGUAAACCAGGUUAAAGCAGUGGACUACAUGAGAAGAGUAGCAGCGUGGGACUCAAGCCCCAUCAAAUACUCAGCCUUAUAUAACCUGGGCCGGGCCUACCUGCAGGGUUACGGAGUUCAGGCCUCCAGCUCAGAGGCAGAGAGGUAUUUCCUCUUGGCAGCUGAUGGUGGAAACCCUAAUGCCAGUGUCAAAGCACAGUCCUAUCUCGGCCUAUUCUAUUCCAGUCCUGAGACCCAGGAUCUCCAAAAGGCGUAUUUCUGGCACUCUGAGGCGUGUGGUAAUGGCAGUCUAGAGUCACAGGGGGCACUGGGGAUUAUGUACCUGCAUGGAUACGGUGUGCCUAAAGACCUGCAGGCUGCUCUGUGUUGCCUGAAGGAAGCUGCAGAGAGGGGUAAUGUCUACGCCCAGAGCCACCUCACAGCCCAUUAUUACCACCAGAAACUCUACACCAAAGCAGCAGCUCUGGCUCAGAGGAUCUGCCAAUAUGAAGACAUCAGCGCUAUAGCAAAGUCUACAGGUUGCCUCCCUGAGUACAUCAGUAAAGGCAUCGCUAUUGCCCUCUUUUAUUAUGCACGCUGUCUGCAGCUGGGGCGGGGAGUCCCUCCGGACAUGGAGACAGCUCAGCAGUAUUACGCCAAGGCAGCCCUGAUGAACCCAGAAGUGUGUAAGGACCUCCAGAUGGACAUUGCACAUGGCAGGAUAUAAUGGAAGUCUCUAUUAAAGCGAAAAAGCUUUAGAAUGGUCACUGAGUUCAAGAAAGUCAAAUGAGAUGAGAUUUCAAUAAACUAGAUUUAUCCCAUUUUCUCCCCAAUUUUACAAGGCCAAUUGUCUAGUAAUUCCCCAACACAAGGCAAAGGGCAAAGACUAGCACAUGCCUCCUUCGAUACAUUUUAAGUCAGCCACCGCCUUUUUUCGAGCUGCUGCUGUUGCAGCAUUGCUGAGUAGCAUCACAGUGCUCUCAGAGGAAAGCUCAGCAACUCAUCUCCAAUACAUAUUAGACCUUGUGCUGAUAAACAUUAACCGUAGGAGUGAUGUGGGGAAAGAGCGCCAUCUACCCACCCAGAGAGAGCAAGGCCAAUUGUGCUCUCUCAGGGCCCCGGCAAGCUACAUAAGCAGGAUUCAAACCAGCAAUCUCCUGAUCAUAAUGGCAGCAACUUUAGUCCGAUGGACCACUCGGAGCCUGCUACUGCCUUUUUAAAGAGCUUAGAUACAUAUGGUCUAAUAGUUAAGUUAAUAGCCCAGUAGAUUAUUUUUUUUAGAAACCAGUAGUGUAACCAAAAAAGUCUCUGCUUGACCAAAAACUCCAGCAGCACUGCUGCAUCUCAUCUGCUUGUGCCACCAGAACAACACACACUAACACCUCAUACACCUCCACCAUGCCAGUGUCUAUGCAGUGCUGAGAAUGAUCCACUAUCCCAAAUAAUACAAUACCUGCUCUGUGGGGGGAGGGGUCCUGGCCGUUGAAGAACAUGGUGAAAGAAGGGAAAUUAAUAAAAGUAUGCGAAGAAACAUA
Molecule: messenger RNA, 2072 nt
Organism: Astyanax mexicanus (Mexican tetra)
Lineage: Eukaryota; Metazoa; Chordata; Actinopteri; Characiformes; Acestrorhamphidae
Product: LRP2 binding protein
Exons: 8
Coding region: 206-1264 (352 amino acids)
Molecular function (GO): protein binding
Source: RefSeq, a predicted model, not a curated record